This is a messenger RNA of Fonticula alba, 1960 nucleotides long. RefSeq lists its product as hypothetical. Gene Ontology annotation, biological process: COPI coating of Golgi vesicle. Bases 1 to 1758 code for a protein of 585 amino acids. The transcript is spliced from 9 exons. Lineage: Eukaryota; Rotosphaerida; Fonticulaceae. The record is from RefSeq and is a predicted model, not a curated record. Gene Ontology annotation, molecular function: GTPase activator activity.
AUGAUGGUCCGCGUUGCCCUCCCCGGGCGGGCUGGCGUUUGCCGCCAGCCCGCCCGGGGGAGUGUCCUGUGUAUUGUCCGAUCCUGCUUCGACUGCCAGUCCGGCCGGCCGGUGGCCGGCUCGAUCACCUACGGCGUCGGUCUGUGUGCCGCGUGCGCCGGGACCCACGACACCGGGAGCAUGCCCAUUUCCGAGGUCAAGCGCUUUUCGGCUGGCGACUGGACCGAAGAGCAGCUGCGUGCUUUCCGCGUUGGCGGUGCCAACAACGCCCGUGAGUUCAUCUCCAAGAAUGGCAUCCCCUCUGGCUCCCUCGGCCCGAGCCCCACCAUUGUGGACGUUCUCUCCUUCUAUACGAGCCCCACUCUCGAGGCGUACAAGGGGCAUCUCGCCGGGGCUGUGGCCGCCGAGAGCACGGUGCGCCCGGGUGCCCUGGUGCUCGACCUCUCGGACCUCUCGGGCCUCGGUCAGAAGUCCUCCAAGCUCCAGGCCACCAUGCCGGAGGAUGAUGACUUCGAUUUUGACGGCAACUUCGAUGUUGCCUCGGUGAUGGCCGGCAGUCGUGCCGGCGCCACCACCCCGGCCGCCGCUUCCCAGGCCCCUGCGAAGCCGGCUACUUCAUCCUUUGCCCCCCGUCGGCCGGGGGGUGGUCUGGGUGCCGCGCGUGUGGGCACCGGCCUCGGGGCCACCCGCCUUGGGGCCACCCCCAUGCCGGCGGCUUCCGCCUCAGCCAGCGCAGUGUCGCCCAGUGCUUCGGGGAUUUCCUUCGAUGAGCUUGAGCGCCAGGCCCGUCUGGAGGAGGCCCGCGCCAAGGAGCAGGCUGCCCAGCGCUUGGCCGAGUCGUCGGCCCUCCGGAGCGACUUCAUGAGCGGCUCUUCGGCCACCACGGCUGCCCCGGUCGCUGCUGCGCCCACUUCCUUUAACAACCCCCCUCCCCGCCAUACGGACCUCAACGCCGAGAGCGAGAACCUGGCCAAGGCCAGCGCCAUGGACCGUCUUGGUAUGGGUGCUGGCCGCCUUGGGUUUGGCGCCCACGCUGCCGCUGCCCCGAAGAAGCCGGCCACCACAUUCGAGCCGAUGUCCGAUAAUGAUCGGCAGAAGUACAGCUCAGCCAAGAGCAUUUCCUCGGAUACCUUCUUCGGCCGCGACAACUACGGCGGCAACCAGUACCAUGGCGGGGACUCCGGAAGCGCCGGGGGCGGCUACUACCCCUCGGACCCGACCGACCCGAGCCUCUACAGCCAUGGCGGCUACAGUGGCAACCAGCAUCACCCCAUGUUCAUGGACUCCGGCCGUGGCAGUGGCGCCGGCGGUGGCGGCGGGGGUGUGGGCUACAGCAGCAGCAGCAGCAGCGGCGGCGGCGCCGGCGCCGGCGCCGGCCCCGGCGGCCGCACUUCCUAUGGGCUGUAUGACAGCGGCACGGACAACUACUCCGGCGUCCGGUCGGAUCCCUUCGGCUCGCACCAGCAACACCAGCAGCAGCAGCACAAUCAUCAUCACGGUGGCCAGGGCAUGGGUGGCGGCCCCAAUCAUCCAGGCGCCGGGGAGCUGUAUGUGUCGCCUUCCGGCAAUGCCAUGGGCUAUCGCAUGGGGGGCAGUGCGCAGCAGAACGACAGUUUGUACGCGAACUUCGUGGCGUCCCCGGGUGCCACGGCCACCAUGGCAUUUGAGACCGGCAUGAACACGGUUAAGGAGUCCAGCAAGAAGGUCUGGGAUCUGGCCACGGACCUUCUGGGCGACCUGCAGACCCGCUACGGGUAAAUCGAGACACAGGAGGGGGAGGUCCGAGGAGUGCUGCUUGACCAACGUGCCGCAACGCCCUGCUCAGGGAAGAUGUCCUUUCGCAUCGGCCCUCCCAUCCUCAUUUCCCCUGGCCGCCCUUUGAGUCGCUCGCUCGGCCAGCAUCCCACUGGGGCUGCACGCCUGGAACAGGAGGACAAGGCAUCCGCACUCAUGCGCCCCC